This is a messenger RNA of Chelonus insularis, 1357 nucleotides long. Its product is annotated as dopamine N-acetyltransferase-like. The transcript is spliced from 5 exons. Gene Ontology annotation, molecular function: N-acetyltransferase activity. NCBI's taxonomy places the organism in Eukaryota, Metazoa, Arthropoda, Insecta, Hymenoptera, Braconidae. The record is from RefSeq and is a predicted model, not a curated record. Bases 561 to 1229 code for a protein of 222 amino acids.
GAUGCAGUUGAGUCGUAGGGUGACUGCUGAACGAUAGCCUUAUCAAUCAUUUAGUCUUAUCAAUACUUUUGAUUAUUUACUCAAUACGUCACAGUCAACUGAAAUAUACAGAUUACUUUUUUUAAAGUUUUCCCAGCAGUCAUCAUACGAAACUGCUUGUAACAUCAUCAAAAGUUUCAAAACUUUACCAAUAAAAUUACCAUUAAUAAGUUAACAAUUCAUCAAUGAUGCAUUAAACUAAUUUGUUAUUCAUCAAGAAAUUAUUGUUUUUGACUUUCAGAAGUUUUAUUUCAUUUUCAACUUUUAACGAACAAAAUUGAAAAUAAUUCUUCAAGGAUAUAACAAAACUUGCGAACUUACGUGAUAUUUUCUAUCUUAUCAGAUAAAAAAUAAAGCACAGCUACAUUUGGUCCUAAUGAUGAUGACCUACGGACAUAUUCGGAUAUAACAUUUAGCCUUAAAUAAAAAUCCUUGGCGUAAAUAAACUCAAAGACUAUCCUCGACCUUCAUUUGGACACACCUUCCAUGCUACAGAUUUAAAGAAUAAGCUCAUAGAUGCAAUGGGCAAAAACGAGGCAUUAAUGGACUACACCAUCAAAAAAAUAGAACCAAAAGAUAAACCUGAAGUCCUGGCAUUUCUCAAACGAUUUUUUUUCCGAGAUGAACCACUAAACGAUUCAAUUCAACUCAUUCCUGAAGGAGAAACAAGCUGUCCACCUUUAGAGAAUUAUAGCAUGUCCUCAAUUGAAGAAAAUCUAAGUCUAAUGGCUGUAUCUUCGAGUGGAUCUAUUGUUGGAGUUCUACUCAAUGGAACAACAGUAGCACCGGAAGACUCAGAGGAACCAGAUUUUAUCAAAGAAUGUGAUCACCAAAAGUUCAGGAAAAUUCUUAAAUUAUUACAUCAUGUUGAUCGAGAAGCUAAUGUGGUCAAACGAUACCCUGGAAAAAAAAUAUUAGACAUAAAAAUUAUUUCUGUGGACAAUAACUGGCGUGGGAAAGGAAUAGCCGCAGAACUUUUCAAAAAAACCAUGAAAAUUGCCAAAGAAUUGAAUUACGACUACGUUCGAUGUGAUUGUAGCUCUCAUUUUACAAGUAAACUUUGUAAACGUUUGGGCUUCGAAGAAAUUUUUGAGCUUAAGUAUAAAGAUUAUGUGGAUCAAGAUGGCAAACCAGUUUUCACACCUGCACCACCUCAUGAUUCUAUUUCUACAUGUGUAAGCAAGUUGUAGUGGCGUAUAAAAAAACGUUUUUUAAACGUUUGUUAUAAAUUAUUGUUUUUUAAUUGAUGUGAUUUUCAUUUCAUUCAUUAUUGAUCAACUUUUCCGCUAUAUUUAUUAUGUUAAAAACAAUUUUUCAU